AUGGACUAUUUGGAUGAAAUGAGAGCUUGGGCUGAAGAUCUACGAUUGUCAAGUAGUAGUUCUAGUGAUCAGGAUUAUACUAUCAGAAACGAUAUGAAAAAAGAAGAAGAAUUUGCGGAUGAUUGUGAAGAGAAAAUUGAAGUUGAUGUUACAAAUCCAUUUUUAACCGAGACGGUGUUCGAUUCACGUCAAUCGUUGAUUGAUUGGGUGCAAGAAACAUGGCUUAAUUUGGGAUUCAUCAUCGUUACAAGGAGCUCAUCGAGCUCAUCAUUAUUGUUGCAAUGCGAUCGCGGUGGUACGUACAGAAGGAAGAAAACAUCCACGAAGCUCACAGGCACGAAAAAGAUUGAUUGUCCUUUCAUACUUAAAGGGUUGAAACUACGUGAAGCUAAUUAUUGGAUGGUAAAAGUGCUAUGUGGAAUGCACAACCAUGCCCCUGUAUCAUAUAUGGAGGGGCAUCCAUACGUCGGUCGCCUUUCUGAAUCUGAAGUUGAGAUAAUGGUAGAUAUGUCUAGCAAUUAUGUCAAGCCACGAGACAUCUUGGCUUCGUUAAAGAAACGAGAUCUGAACAAUGCGUCCACUAUUAAAACAAUAUACAAUGCACGACAGAAGUUUCGGACUUCUGAAAAAGCCGGUAAAUCCCACAUCCAGUCUCUAAUGUCCUUCCUACAGGAGCACAGGUACAUUUUCUAUCAUCGAACCAACGAUGUAACCAACGAGCUCCAGGAUUUAUUCUUUGCUCAUCCAGGCUCAUUAGAACUACUACGUGCAUUCCCACAUGUUUUAUUAAUGGACGCAACACACAAAACAAACAGGUUCAGGAUGCCUCUUCUUGAGAUUGUCGGAGUGACUCCAACAAAUAUGACGUAUUGCAUAGGAUUUGUUCUCUUGAAUUCCGAGAAGGAGGAUAAUUAUACAUGGGCUUUAAGGUGUUUGCAGUCAAUAAUUGAGGAAAGCAUUGCCCCAAAAGUUAUUGUCACCGAUAGAGAGUUGGCGCUGAUGAAAUCAUGUCGCUUGGUAUUUCCUAAUGCAAAGAAGCUACUUUGUCGAUGGCACAUAUAUAGGAGUGUUUUGGCGAACUGUAAAAGAUCAUUUCAAAACAAAGAAUCAUGGGAUGCAUUCUACUCCUCCUGGAAUACGUUGGUGGAAUCUAAAAAUGAGAUUGCCUACGUGUAUAAUUUGUCGCACCUAGAGGAGAUGUUUGUCUCCGCUUGGACAAAUACGUAUUUGCAUUUCAGGAACUUGACCACUAAUAGGGUCGAGAGUCAGCAUGCAAAGUUAAAGAAAUACCUUGGAUCAUCACAGUCAGACAUUGAGUUUGUAGUAUCUUUAAUUCAUCAGCUUGUCCAAGCUCAGUUCACAUCAAUCAAGGCUAGUUUGGAGAAAAGUAGACAUAUCGUCCAACAUUGGUUCAACACAGUUCAGUUCAGGGAACUACGUGGUUUUGUUUCGAUUGAUGCGUUGGAUCUGAUUUUCCAAGAAUCUGAUCAAUCUAAAUUCGUCGGAGAAGAUUCGUACGCCUGUGGAUGUAAACUUCGUACAAUCUACAGAUUACCGUGUGCGCACGAGCUUUCAAUAUACAUUAACGAUAGUCAACCGAUACCACUUGCUUCCAUCAAUGCAUUCUGGAAGAAACUUGACCUAUCGCCAUGUGCUUCUCUUAGAGACGAUGAUAUCGAUUGUACUAUUGAGUUAUAA
Tripterygium wilfordii is the source of this 1698-nucleotide messenger RNA. RefSeq names its product PKS-NRPS hybrid synthetase CHGG_01239-like. The coding region runs from base 1 to 1698 and encodes 565 amino acids. The record is from RefSeq and is a predicted model, not a curated record. NCBI's taxonomy places the organism in Eukaryota, Viridiplantae, Streptophyta, Magnoliopsida, Celastrales, Celastraceae. Gene Ontology annotation, biological process: regulation of DNA-templated transcription. The transcript is spliced from 4 exons.